CGUCACUUUCAGAAUCAGCAUCCAUCUGAAAGCGAACAGCAUCUCAUUUCCCUUGUUCUCCCAAACCGUCGACUAUCGUUGUAAGAGAACUUAAAGACUUUCUAAAACUCAACACAAUGGCUUUAAGAGGAUCUCUUUCUCGUCUUCUUAGAACACAACUUCACGCCUGUCAAAAUAGCCGGGCGCAUUCAGUCGCUAUUUUGGGAGCUCCGUUUUCAAAAGGACAGAAAAGAAGAGGAGUCGAGCACGGACCAAAAGCCAUCCGGGAUGCCGGUCUAGUUGAGAGACUGUCAAAUCUAGAUUACCCCGUCCAUGACUUUGGAGACCUGAAUUUCCAGCAUUUGGAAAAUGACGAGCCAUACAUGCAUGUGCCUUUCCCACGCACCGUGGGCCGGGCCAACAAGCUUCUGGCCGGCGCUGUGAGCCACGCUAUCGAGGCAGGACACACCAGUGUCCUGCUCGGGGGAGACCACAGCCUUGCUAUUGGCUCUGUGCAAGGCCAUGCUCAACAGUGCCCCGAUCUGUGUCUGAUCUGGGUGGAUGCCCAUGCUGACAUCAACACGCCCAUGACCUCCCCUUCUGGUAACCUUCACGGCCAAUCGGUGGCCUUCAUGCUCAAGGAACUCCGAGACAAGAUGCCGGAUAUCCCAGGAUUUUCUUGGAUGAAGCCUUUCCUCGCCUCCAGGGAUUUGGUCUACAUUGGCCUGAGAGAUGUGGACCCAGGCGAACACAUUAUCCUGAAGAACCUAGGAAUCCAGUACUUUUCCAUGAGAGACAUUGAUAGAAUGGGCAUUCAGAGAGUUAUGGAGGUCACUCUUGAUCAUCUUUUGGCCAGGAAACAAAGACCGAUACACCUGAGCUUUGAUAUUGAUGCCUUCGACCCUUCCCUGGCCCCGGCCACUGGGACCCCAGUCAACGGAGGACUGACUUACAGAGAGGGCAUUUAUAUCACAGAGGAAAUCCACAAAACAGGGCUGUUGUCUGCUAUGGACCUGGUGGAGGUGAACCCUACUCUGGGCGCAACCAGCGAGGCGGUGGAGUCCACGGCCAGCCUAGCGGUGGACGUAAUCGCGGCAUCACUAGGACAGACGCGUGAAGGCUCACACGGAGUCUACCAGGAGGAGCCUGCGUCGAAGGAAGACACCGAGCAACUGCGGCUGUAGAGCCACUAACGCUUGAGUUAUGGACUGUCACAUCUCAUGAUUCUGCAUUCCAAAUGCCCUCCAAGUGUCUCGCUUUGAGACAAGAUCACAAGUGUGGCUGGUAGAAGUAUGCUGUUGGACACUCUGCUCACUCAAGGUGUUGAAUUCAAAAGUCGUCCAUCGUCUUGAAUUCAUACAUAGACCAGAACAAAUGAUUGCCUGAAUACAGGUUCUUACAGUUAAGGUCCAGUGAGGGGGUGAAUGUGUGCAAGUGUGUAUGUUAGUAAGUAAGCCAUCAGGACUGCUGUUUGUAGCUUCGUUUACAGGUGUAAUUAGUUGAAUAUGGACUAAGUACAUAAUUUACGUGUGGGAAAUGAAAGUUUGAAAAUUAAAUGACAGCUUCAGAAUUUAUUUCAUUGGCUAUUUCAGGAUUUAGCAAGACCUUGGCUACUGAUCCACAUUGGCUGUGCCAGUGGCACCUUUGCAAUAAUGACAAGUGUUUGCACUUUAGGACCAAGUGCAGUUUUUAAUGAGUUAUUUUAUAUAGUUGUACAUUAUAGUGUGUGAAAAUUCUCAUGAGUGACUUUUUGCUAUGUAUAGUUUUAAUUUGUAUAGCCUUGUAGAUAUAUUUUUAUUCUGUUUUGUCAUGACGUACCAAUCAAAGAAAAUAACUUAAUUUUUCCGGAGACAAAUCACUAUCAGAGAAAUUGAAACGUGAAAAGGUAUGGCAACAACUGUCCUUUGAAAUGACAUACCACGUCUGUUUACACAUUUCAUGGUAGACCUGCUUUUACUUGUCUUUCUAAAUAAUUCAGAACUCAAUAAAAUAGUGAACUACA
Messenger RNA from Alosa alosa (allis shad), 1981 nucleotides. It is a transcript of the gene arg2, whose product is annotated as arginase 2. Gene Ontology annotation, molecular function: arginase activity; manganese ion binding. The record is from RefSeq and is a predicted model, not a curated record. The transcript has 8 exons. NCBI's taxonomy places the organism in Eukaryota, Metazoa, Chordata, Actinopteri, Clupeiformes, Clupeidae. The coding region runs from base 117 to 1163 and encodes 348 amino acids. Gene Ontology annotation, cellular component: cytoplasm; mitochondrion.